AUGGGAACUUCCGCAGAAGAGAUAGUUCCCCAACGCGGGGAAUGGCCCGUGGACCCUCAAGAAGACAUUCCGAUCUCAGAAAAACGCGUUUGGGUGGAUGGAUGCUUUGAUUUUAGCCAUCAUGGUCACGCUGGAGCCAUGCUUCAGGCCCGUAGAUUAGGAGACGAACUCCUAGUUGGCGUACAUUCAGACGAAGCUAUCCUAGAGAACAAAGGCCCAACUGUCAUGAUACUGAAGGAGCGAGUUGCCGCAGUAGAAGCAUGUCGGUGGGCGACAAAAUGCGUGCCCUUUGCGCCAUAUGUCACGUCUCUGCCUUGGGUAUCGCACUACGGCUGCAAAUACGUCGUGCAUGGUGACGAUAUUACAUCAGAUAGCAACGGAGAUGACUGCUAUCGAUUUGUCAAAGCUGCCGGUCGCUUCAAAGUGGUCAAGCGAACACCCGGUAUCUCCACCACGGACCUCGUGGGUCGAAUGCUUCUCUGUACGAAGGGACAUUUUGUCAAGAGCGUCAAAGCCACACUCGCAGGGAAGGAGGGGUCUGGAAGCGAGGAAGAGCGCGCAGGCUAUGCUACGUAUCUUCAAGACAGACUCAAGGAUUAUGCGACCGAUGAGACCGGUCUACGUCCGGGUCCUCAGGUCUGGGUCUGGGAAGGUUCAAAGACCGCGAAACUCGAAGACACGGCGGAUGAGCCCGGGAAUUUUGAUAGCCUCGUUGGUGGGAAACCGCCGAUGCCCGGCCAGCGAGUAAUCUAUGUCGACGGAGGCUUUGAUCUAUUCUCUUCGGGGCAUAUCGAAUUUCUUCGUCAGGUUCUGGCCAUUGAGGAAGCCGAAGGCCGAGGACGUGGGUGGUACGACGAUGCCCGAAGAGAACAGAGGCUUAAAGACCAUGGAGAAGAUUAUGGCCCGGCCUAUGUAGUUGCUGGUGUCCACGAUGAUGAUGUGAUUAACCACUGGAAAGGGCUAAAUUAUCCCAUCAUGAAUAUCUUUGAAAGAGGCCUCUGCGUCCUCCAGUGUCGUUACAUUCACGCUGUCAUCUUUUCCGCUCCGUUUUCCCCAAGCCAAAAGUAUCUCCAAGCUAUGCCUCUGGGCCAACCCGACGCUGUCUACCAUGGGCCCACAACCUUUAUUCCUCUCACAUAUGACCCCUAUACCGCCCCGAAGCAAAUGGGCAUCUUCCGCGAAACAACCGAGCACGAUUUCCAACACGUUAACGCCGGCGAGAUAGUGGACCGUAUUCUUAAGAGUAGGGAGGCAUAUGAAGCAAGGCAGCGCGCGAAGCUGCAAAAGGGUGCCCUUGAAGAAGAAUUCAAGUCACAGGAGGUGUUGAAAGAGGCAGAGGCUUGA
This is a messenger RNA of Aspergillus calidoustus, 1344 nucleotides long. Lineage: Eukaryota; Fungi; Ascomycota; Eurotiomycetes; Eurotiales; Aspergillaceae. The record is from the annotation of a GenBank genome assembly.